AGCGCUUGAGAGCGACGGCUAAAACCUUCUUUGGGAUGGGAGAGCCGCCGGGGAGGGCCGAGCGGCGUGACGCGGGCGGGACGACGGAGGGGGAGGAGGAGGACCGGUGGGCGCAGCUCCCGCCGGAGCUCCUCCCGGUCGUCUACAAGAAGCUGCCGGACUCGGCUGACUUCGUGCGCUUCCGGACGGUGUGCAGGGCGUGGCGCGACGCCGCCCCGGUGGACGACCCGCCGUCGCAGCUGCCGUGGGUCGUCCAGCGCCGCGGGUCCGCGUUCCAGGCGGCGAGGGCCCACUUCCGGUUCUACUCGCCUAGCUCCGGGAGGACGUACAGCGUCCGCGGCUACGGCGGCCGCUCCUGGCUCGUCGUGGCCGGCGCGUGCCAGGAGUAUCUCGUCACCACCGUGGACCUCUCCACGACGGCGCUGUACAACCCGCUCACCGGGGACCGCCUCGCCCUGCCCCCCGCGCCGUACCCGCAGUGGCGCCACGGCGUCGUCCACGUCGUCGCCGACGCCUGGAACUGGCUGGUGGUGAACACCUCCACGAGGACGCGCCACUUCGGGUACUGCCGCCCGGGGGACACCAAGUGGAGCCUGGUCGACGGGCACCAGGACAUGGGCCACCGCGCGUACCACCGCGGGCGGUUCUACGUCAACACGAGCGCGCAGGAAACGCUGGUGAUCGACGCGUCCACCGGCGCCGUCGAGUCCGUCCUGCCGCCGCCGCCGCCGCCACCGCCCCGCUCGGCCGGCGGCGGCGGCGGCGGCGUCUCCUGCGGCGACUAUCUGGUGGAGUCGCGCGGGAAGCUGAUCAGGGCCGUCCUGUUCCCGCGCGACGGCGUCGUGGCCGCGUCGCCCGAGGACUACCACCUCAACGUGUACCAGCUGGACGAGGCCCCGCACGACGGGAAGGCCGCAGCCGCCGCGAUGUGGGCCAAAGUCGACAGCGUCGGGGACCGCGUGCUGUUCUUCGACAGGCACGGGCACGGGUUCUCGCUGGAGGGCAACGGCGCGGCGGAGCUGAGGCGGGACUGCGUCUACUUCAUGCACGAGAAGCGGACGUGGGUGGACGCCGGGGAGCACAGGUUCCUGUGUCGGUACAGCAUGGAGGACCGGGAGGUCGAUAGAGUCGUGUCGCUGGCCGACACGUUCGGGGACACCUGGGUUGUCCCCGGACUGUGCCCGUCCGAAUAAGACGCGUCCCGGCGGCGUCAUUGGUUUUCUGCGGUGAUCCUUGGUAGCUUGUUUCCCUCCCCCUAAUUUCGGAUGCAAAAUUAGGUGGAUGUUCGUAGUUGCUCCGGGGGGAUGGAUUGGCCUCAGAGAAGAGGCCUUGGGUUUUAUGUGUCUCAGACAACAAUGGGCAACAAAUUUGCAUGUUUUGUGAUUAAUAAAAUUUAAUUCUAGUGUA
Oryza brachyantha (malo sina) is the source of this 1407-nucleotide messenger RNA. RefSeq lists its product as uncharacterized. The coding region runs from base 36 to 1193 and encodes 385 amino acids. Gene Ontology annotation, molecular function: protein binding. The record is from RefSeq and is a predicted model, not a curated record. The transcript has a single exon. Lineage: Eukaryota; Viridiplantae; Streptophyta; Magnoliopsida; Poales; Poaceae.